AUGGAAAACUUAGCUAAACAAAAAGAGCAGAUUGAAAGAGAACUUAAAGAAUAUAAAGAAAACUACAACACAUUAAUUAAUAUUGAAAAUGAAGCCAAAGAAAGGCUAGAAGCACUAAAAUGUAACAAAUAUUAUUUAUCUGAUCAAUAUGAAGCACUAAAGGAAAAACUUAAACAGAAGAAAGCUUUAUUUGUUAAAUUAAAAUCAUUAAUAAAAGAAUAUAAACAGCAUAAAUACAAGGACAUAGAAGAAAUUUAUAAAACCAAGUACAAUAAUAUUAUUGAAAAUAUAAAUUCUUUACAUUGGAAUUUUAAUUUACAAAUUUUUUCUUCAUUUGAAAGUUUAAAUGGAUUGUUGAAAGAAGCAGAAUCUUUUAAAAAUUUAAAGAAUGAAAUUAAGUUAUUGCAACAUCGUAAAAAUGAACAUUUAAAAGCACUUCUAAUUGAAGAAAUAUCUAAAACUAGGGAUAUACAUAAUAUGAUUUAUUUAAUUAAGUUUGUACAAAAAUAUGAAAUAUUUUUUAAUGAGAAAUUAUUUUUGACAUGCAUGAAAAAAUUUAUCUCACAAAGAUAUAAAUAUCAUUUUUUAAGUGAUAGUGAGACAAAUAGGCUUGAUAAAGCUGAAUGGAUUUUUAAUUUUUUGGAUAAAAAACUUAAAGAAGUUUGUAAAUUUCUGACGAUAUACAAUACAUCUGAGAAUAAAGUUGAACCUGUGGAGUACCAGGAUUUUUUAGAAAAUAUUAUUAAAACUAUUAUUAAGUUGAUUAAUAAGCGAAUUAAAGAAAUAGAAGAAAUAGACAGCAAACAAAAGAGAAAUUUAAUUCUAAAUUUUAAUUAUUUUUUAAGCUUAUUUAUUAAUAAGAUAGCUAAAGAAUAUAAUGUAAAUCUUGAAACUUAUUUUUCUUCUUUUGAAAAUGAAAUAGUGAACCAAGAAAAAAAGAAUAUUUUAUUUAAAGUUCAGGAUAUUCACAAACAUGAUUAUACUAGUUGGUUCAGUGAAUACGAAGAAGUAUUUAAGGAAAUUUUAGAUCUUAACAAAAAACAAGUAAAAGUUGAUGUAAAUUUCUUUAUAGAUCAUAUUUUAGAUUUUAACUUGGUAUUUAUCGACAGUAUGAGAUAUAUUAAUAGGAAAGAAAUACACGUAUUAUUAUACAUAUUUAAUAUGUUUGAAACUUUUAAAGAGACGGUACAGUUUUUACUUGAAGAGUUUUAUCAGGAAAAUGGUAUUGAUACAGAAGAUAAGAUUGACGAGAUUUUAAUAAAAAUUUCUAAAUUUAAUUUGGAAAACUUUAAAUUAAUUAAGACAUUGUUUGAGAACGAUAUAAAUAAUAUAAUCAAUCUAAAGUUUUAUUUUAUAAAUGAUUUAUAUAAGAUCUUUGAGGAUUAUAAAAUUUGCAAAGGAUUUAAUAAAUUAAAAGAUCUUGCUUCAAAUAUGAUCGAUAAGUAUUUAUUUAAUACAUUGGCACAUAAGCCCUUAGACAGACAGGAAUAUUCAAAUUAUUUAAAUUUGUUUAAAAAAUUGAAAGAAUAUUUUGAUGUUAAAAAAUGGGAUAGUAGGGAAUGUAUGAAAUGUAUUAAAGGGAUUUUUGAAAAUAAAAAUGUAGACAACAAAUUUUCAAAAUUUAUACGUGAUUUAUAUUUACAAUAA
Molecule: messenger RNA, 1647 nt
Organism: Vairimorpha ceranae
Lineage: Eukaryota; Fungi; Microsporidia; Nosematidae
Product: er to golgi transport protein rad50-interacting protein 1
Exons: 1
Coding region: 1-1647 (548 amino acids)
Biological process (GO): endoplasmic reticulum to Golgi vesicle-mediated transport; retrograde vesicle-mediated transport, Golgi to endoplasmic reticulum
Cellular component (GO): Dsl1/NZR complex
Source: RefSeq, a predicted model, not a curated record